This is a messenger RNA of Manihot esculenta (cassava), 1115 nucleotides long. Its product is annotated as peroxidase 24. The transcript is spliced from 4 exons. Gene Ontology annotation, biological process: hydrogen peroxide catabolic process; response to oxidative stress. Gene Ontology annotation, cellular component: plant-type cell wall; plasmodesma. The record is from RefSeq and is a predicted model, not a curated record. Bases 60 to 1061 code for a protein of 333 amino acids. Lineage: Eukaryota; Viridiplantae; Streptophyta; Magnoliopsida; Malpighiales; Euphorbiaceae. Gene Ontology annotation, molecular function: heme binding; peroxidase activity.
UCAGCUAGCUUUGUCUUUCUUGUUCAUUCUCAUUUUCUCUUUGUCGAAUUUGUACAGAAAUGAAGGGUCGAGAUUCCAUGUUGCUCAUCAUACUUUCACUUAUUUGUUCUGGAGCUUUUACUGUUUGUAAUGCCGUUGGGCCAAGAACAAACGGUGGGUUGAAGCAGAAUUUCUACCGCACAAGUUGCCCACAAGCUGAGCUGAUUGUGAGCAGAAUCAUGAGAAAUAGGGCUCAAAGCAACUCAGCUUUGAGUGCUAAACUCUUGAGGAUGCACUUUCAUGACUGUUUUGUUAGGGGAUGCGAUGCAUCGAUACUGUUAGAUGCUGUUGGAGAUACUUUUGCUGAGAAAGACACAAUCCCAAAUCACUCUCUGUCGGGUUACGAUGUCAUUGAUGAAAUUAAGACAGAACUUGAGAAUGUUUGUCCUGGAGUAGUUUCAUGUGCAGACAUUCUAGCUUUGGCUGCUCGUGAUGCUGUUUCCCUUCAGUUUAAUAGGCCUUUGUGGGCAGUUCCAACAGGAAGAAGAGAUGGAAAUGUUUCUCUUGCAUCUGACAUUGAGGCUAAUCUUCCAUCUCCAUUCUCAGACUUCGCCACUCUCUUGCAACUAUUUACCAACAAAGGUCUUGAUGUUAAUGAUCUAGUGGUUCUAUCAGGUGGACACACAUUAGGAGUCGCUCACUGUGCAACUUUCUCAAACAGGCUCUACAACUUCAAUGGCACUGAUGGAAGUGAUCCUUCUCUAGAUCCACAGUAUGCAGAAUUCUUGAAAACCCAAUGCCCUAAUCCAUUUGAUCCAGCAACUAUUGUGGAGAUAGAUCCUCAAAGCUCACUAAAAUUUGAUUCUAAUUUCUUCAAUAUCCUUCUCCAAAACAAAGGUCUUUUCCAAUCUGAUGCUGCACUUCUCCAGAAUGAACAAUCUGCCAGGAUAGUAAAACAACUGAAGAUAUCCAAUGCCUUUUUCGCCAAGUUUCCUAUUUCAAUGAAUAAAAUGGGAGCUAUGCAAGUUCUCACUGGAGAAGAUGGAGAGAUUAGGAAGAAUUGCCAUGUAAUAAAUCCUUAAAUUAAAGGCUUAAUUGUAAUAUUAAAGAUGUUAAUAAUUUUUAUGAUUAAUGAA